Molecule: messenger RNA, 1978 nt
Organism: Oryza sativa Japonica Group (Japanese rice)
Lineage: Eukaryota; Viridiplantae; Streptophyta; Magnoliopsida; Poales; Poaceae
Source: RefSeq, a predicted model, not a curated record
AAAUUGCGCUACAAAAACCGCGCGUACCGCAGCCCGCAGCCAAGCCAAACACCACUCGCAGAUCCGCUUCGCUUCUCCGAGACAAGCGGAGGAGGAGUGCUUCUUCCGAGCACACGGCGCGCGAGGGAGAGGAGAGAGGAGAUGGCGGCGGUUCGGGAGCCCAGGGAGGAGGCGGCGGUGGGGGAGGGGGAGGGGGAGGAGGAGGGCAGGUGGGGCGGGCUGCUGCCGGAGCUCGUGGAGGAGGUGGUGCGGCGCGUGGAGGCGUCGGGGGGCGAGCGGUGGCCCGCGCGGAAGGACCUCGUGUCGUGCGCGUGCGUCUGCCGCCGGUGGCGCGAGGCCGCGGCGGCCGUCGUGCGGCCGCUCCCCGAGUCCGGCAGAAUCACCUUCCCGUCAUCGCUCAAGCAGCCAGGCCCUAAGGACUUCCCAAUCCAGUGCUUCGUCAAGCGAAACAAGAAGAAAUCUAUGUUCUAUCUUUACCUAGGCUUGUUGAAUGGUACCAUGGAUAAAGGGAAGUUUCUCAUGGCCGCUAGAAGGUUUAGGAGGGGGCCCCACACAGAGUAUGUUAUUUCCCUUGAUGCUGAUGACCUGUCACAAGGAAGCAAUGCAUAUGUGGGGAAACUGAGGUCUGAUUUUUGGGGGACAAAUUUCAAGAUAUAUGACAACCAGCCGCCAUACGAUGAUGCAAAAACAUCAAGCACUCGAUCUAGCCAGCGUUUUGGAAGUACCCACCGUUUUGGAAGUAGACGGAUCUGCCCCCAAAUAUCGGCAGGCAACUUCAAUGUUGGGCAGAUCUCAUACAAAUACAACCUUCUUAAAUCUAGGGGACCUAGGAGGAUGUUUUGCACAAUGGAAUGCCCUUCAACUCAAGAAACCUGGGAGAAUUCCCUCAAGACAAAAUCUUUGAGGUGCACAGGAACCACUGUCUUAAGGAACAAAGCUCCCCGCUGGCAUGAGCACUUGCAGUGCUGGUGCUUAAACUUUCAUGGGCGAGUGACAGUUGCAUCCGUGAAGAAUUUCCAGCUUGUGGCCACAGCUGACCCCAGCCAUCCAGAUAGCGUUGGAGACGAGGAAACAGUUAUCCUGCAGUUUGGGAAAGUUGACAGCAAUAUCUUCACUAUGGAUUACCGCCAACCUCUCUCGGCGUUUCAGGCUUUCGCCAUCUGCCUUAGCAGCUUCGGUACUAAACUAGCUUGUGAGUAAACAAUCAUGUCACAGCGUGGUUGCAUACUUCAUUGGUCAAUUCUGCUGAAGCUCUUCUAUUGGGCUGCUACCAUGGCCAUCUUUUAUUUUGGUUUGCAUCAUGGUACUGCAUCUGUAUUUAUUUACUAGAAACGUACCAUUAGUCGAGGCGAAGAAAAAAAAAUCAGGCUCAGCCUGUGUUUUGAAAUCAAUCAAAGAGGGACUAAUGUAAAUAUGCCCUUGUCCAUCUAUUGUUGUCCGAGAAAGUCCAUCAUUUUUUAUACUGUUGUAAAGUGAACAAUAACCAGAGUUAUAUAUCAUCAUGGCGGCUGUUAUGGUUCAAAUUCUGUAAAUUCCUUCUGGCAGAAAACUUGAAUGACAUCUGCACUAAAGCUUAUUGGCUCGUAGUGAAAGAACAAAACUGAAGCGCUGAAACCUGAAACAGAUCCGGAAUUCUACAACGAGGUGACGGUGAUUUGCUGCAAGUUCAGGAGUCAUUGCUCGCCUUCGCGACGCCAGCCUCCAGUGUUUCCAUCUGCAUCUCCAGCAACUUCAGCCUCUCGUUCAUUCUUUGCAGUCUCUUCCUCGCAGCCUCAUCUGACAAAGAGGAGAGAAGAACUAUGAGUCUCUCUUAUCGCUCAACUUACGCCGGGAACAAUGUAAACGUCCAUUGAAAGUUUGAAGCGGGGGUUUGAACCUACCGAGCUGUGAAGCCUGCUGCGAGAUGAAAUGCGAAGCAGCCAUUUCCUGGCCGUUAUCAGUAGUGACAGUCGUGUUGAUGGGAUCACUCAACCUGGAC